Molecule: messenger RNA, 401 nt
Organism: Racocetra persica
Lineage: Eukaryota; Fungi; Glomeromycota; Glomeromycetes; Diversisporales; Gigasporaceae
Source: the annotation of a GenBank genome assembly
UUACCCCGGAUGGGGAGAAUGAAAAUCAAAAAUAUGUAAUCUCUGGUAUUGUUAAAGAUCUUACUAAUCGAACAGAAACUGACCACGAAUCGCGAAUGAUGGGUCACCUACGUGAAGUUGGUUACUUCCUCGAUUCAAGAAAACCAACUAAUGAUGAAAUGCGUAUAGUAAAAUAUAACAAUGCCCUUUAUAUUGACCCUAGUAAAAGUGAAACAGUAGUUACUAUCAUCGAUGAGAAUCCAAAGGCAACUAUUCAAAAACUUGUUAAGGUCCAAGAAGGAAAUAACGCUACUGAUAUUCAAGAAAAACACCAGCGAAAAAAUAAUACGUGUUUUGUUAAAAGAUCUGAAACUACCAAGGCACUAGGUGCAAUUGCACGAAGUAUUGAAGAUUUUCCCCAG